UAGCACUGGAGGGAUAUCCUAAACUUUAUGUCAUCAGGCGUGGCGCACGUGUCUCGGAAGCUCAUGCUGGCGAAAUCACUUUAAACGCUUGCACCUGCGAACCAGGGAAAAGUUUUAAAGCUGUAGCAGCUGCAGCGGCGGCGGCAGCAGGAGGAAGGCAUGCCGAGCGUGGCGGAGGACGAUGGAGGGCCCGACCCCGAGCCCUCGUCGCCAACGGCAUUCGCGGCGGCAGUGGCGGGACGCGGCAAGUCGCGGUGCUCGCAGUGCGGGGGACGGAUAGGCGGUGGCAGCGAUGCGGCUUCGCACGAUCCGGUGGACGCUCAAGAGGUGCGCAUGAUGCGGGAGCGCUUCGCGAAGCUGUUACUGGGCGAGGACAUGUCGGGCGGCUCCAAGGGCGUGUGUCCGGCGCUCGCCAUGUCCAACGCCAUCACCAACCUCUCAGUGUCGCUGUUCGGCGAGGGGCUGCGGCUGCGGCCGCUGUCGGCGGACUGCAAGCGGCGGUGGCGCAUGGAGAUGGGGACGAUGCUGUCCGUGUGCCAGCACAUCGUCGAGCUCGUGCCGCACACCCAGACCAUGCCCGACGGCUCAUCGCAAGAGGUGAUGGUGGCGAAGCAGCGCGACGACAUGAAGCAGCAGCUGCCGGCGCUCAAGAAGCUGGACGACAUGCUGCUCGAGAUGCUCGACGACUGCACCUCCACCGAGUACACCUACCCUAACGAAAAGCCCCCCACGCCGCACCGCGCCAAGCCUGACCCGUCCCUCAAUGGCGCGGUGGAGAGGCGGCGCAGCAGCGGGCACGGGGAGGGGUGCACGUGCGCGGAGUGCAGCGUGGGGGAGGGCGAGGGCGGCGGCAAGGACAGGGACCACCACAGGACGCGCUCGGAGUCGUUCGGCCACAGCAGCAAGGCCAAGGGCGGGGCCACACGCAGACAGGCCAGCUUUGGGGGAACCAGCUCUGGGGGUGGGGAAAGCGCAGGGGGGAGCGGAGGAGGGGGCGGGAACAAGAAUGGGUCGGGCGCGAGCGGGGGGGGUGGCGGCGUUAUGAAGGAGUCGAAGACGGGGCGGUGGUGGCGGCCGGUGCCGCGCGUGGCGGCGUGCGGGCUGAGCGAGGAGCUGCGGCGGCACCUGGAGGUGGCCAUGGAGAAAGCCAACCAGGUGGUCAAGCUCGCCAUGGCCAUCAACACGCAGGCGCUCGAAGACAUGGCCGUGCCGGCCGCCUACACCGACAAGCUGCCCAAGUCGGGACGGGCAGCGCUGGGCGACCAGCUGUAUGCGGUGAUCGUGGGCACGGCGUUCAGCGUGGAGCGCGUGCUGGACACCGUCGACCUCACAGACGAACACGCCGCGCUCAAACUCGCCUGCCGCCUCGAAGCCGCCUGCUUCCACUGGCGCCGCGCCACUCAGACCGCCAGAGCCCCCCAGCUGUCGCAUUCGUUCAGCGCGCACUACUCGUCAGGCCCGUCGGCGCGCGACCUGUCCAAGUUUGAGGAGUACGCGAGCCGUGCGGAGGCGUGUCUGCGCAGCAUCAAGGACCGCUGCCCCGCGCUGCCGCAGACCACGCUCGACACCUCCAAGAUCCUCUAUAACUCGGACGUGGGCAAGGCGGUGCUGGAGAGCUACUCGCGCGUGCUGGAGGGCGUGGCCACGUCCGUGCGCUCACGCAUCAACGAUGUGCUGCAUGCGCACCACCUCGCCACCCAGCCUGCCACGUCACCCGCCACCAGCAGCACCAGCACCACCCCCGGGGCAGCACCGCAGCAGGUGGGGAAGGGGGGCGUGGGCCCCAUGGGCGGGUGCGAGCGGCUGCUGGAUUUCAACCUGCAGCUGUCAGAGCUGGCGGCGCCCGACUACGAUGAGGCGGCCAGCGAGGUGGGCACCCCUGUGGGCACGCCCACCAGCGGCGCUGGCAAUCCCCUGGAGUUCCGCCAGCACAGCCUGCCGCUGAGGUUCGGCCUCGAGGCUCGCCUGCAGAUGGAGGCGCGCGCCGCCAUGGACGCCGCCGCCGCCGCCGCUGCUGGGGGGGGCGAAGGGGGAGGGGGAGGAGUGGGCAAUCGCAGCUCGUCACACCUGGGGGGGGGAUAUGCAGCGCAAGCAACAGUACCUGGUGGAAGGGCAGGUGGAGGAGGUGGGGAGGGAGGGGGUUCAGGCAGCCCCAGUGGUGGUCCAGGCAUGGGCAGCGCGGUUGUGCCUCUCAUCCGCUCCAACACCUCCCCCACGCAGCGCCCGUCAGGGGGCUAUGACAUGGCAGCAGUGGCGGCCGCAGCAGCCCAUGCGCAGCAGUACAUGUACGGCGCCCGCGGACCCUCCCCCAUGAAUCCCUACGC
This is a messenger RNA of Closterium sp. NIES-67, 2324 nucleotides long. The record is from the annotation of a GenBank genome assembly. NCBI's taxonomy places the organism in Eukaryota, Viridiplantae, Streptophyta, Zygnematophyceae, Desmidiales, Closteriaceae.